AUGGUCAAGGCAAGAAAGAUCGCGGUGGUGGGCUCUCGCUCGGUCGGGAAACUGUCUAUGACGGUUCGGUUUGUCGAAGACCACUUUGUUGAGUCCUACUAUCCCACAAUUGAAAACCAGUUCUCCAAAGUCAUCAGCUACAAGAACCAAGACUACGCCAUAGAGAUUUUGGAUACUGCUGGCCAGGAUGAGUUCUCCAUUAUGAAUGAGAAGCACUUGGUGGGCAUUCACGGCUACUUGCUCGUCUACUCGGUGACGUCAAGACAGUCGUUCGAGUUGGUCGAUGUCAUAAGGGAUAAGAUCCUAAAUUCUAUUGGUGCAGAGUCUAUGCCAAUGGUGUUGAUUGGUAACAAAUGUGACUUAAAUUUCCAAAGACAAGUGGAAACCAGCGAGGGCGAGGCCCUUGCACGGAAGUACAACUGUGCCUUCUUGGAGACGUCGGUGCGUGAUAACAUUAACAUCUCCAAGUCUUUCGAAGCAUUGGUUGAUUCUAUUGAGAAGAUUCAGAAUCCUGAGGUCCCCAAGCAGGAUAAGUGUGUCAUUGUUUGA
Molecule: messenger RNA, 549 nt
Organism: Candidozyma haemuli
Lineage: Eukaryota; Fungi; Ascomycota; Pichiomycetes; Serinales; Metschnikowiaceae
Gene: RHB1
Product: putative GTPase
Exons: 1
Coding region: 1-549 (182 amino acids)
Biological process (GO): small GTPase-mediated signal transduction
Cellular component (GO): plasma membrane
Molecular function (GO): GTP binding; GTPase activity; GDP binding
Source: RefSeq, a predicted model, not a curated record